Aureobasidium pullulans EXF-150 is the source of this 1233-nucleotide messenger RNA. RefSeq lists its product as uncharacterized. Gene Ontology annotation, biological process: regulation of transcription by RNA polymerase II. Lineage: Eukaryota; Fungi; Ascomycota; Dothideomycetes; Dothideales; Saccotheciaceae. Gene Ontology annotation, cellular component: NuA4 histone acetyltransferase complex; nucleus. The transcript has a single exon. The record is from RefSeq and is a predicted model, not a curated record. Bases 96 to 1109 code for a protein of 337 amino acids.
GGCGUUCGCAAAGGAAACAGAAUCCCAUCCUCCAUUCCCAAUUAUCCAACAAGUUGCCUUUCCCAUAUCUGGCGCGCCUACCACAGCACACUCAAAUGGCGCCGAAACGGAAAUCACGCGUGUCGCAAACAGCCAGCCCCGCGCCCGCACCAGCACCCACACCAUCCCGCUCCAACCAAACCGUCGCAGUCGAGAUAGAACAGCGCCGACGCCCAAAGCCCGUAACAGACUCAACACCCAACCCCAAAGCCACAGAUGCAGAACCUGAAGCCAUGGAAGAAGGAGAAGAGGAGGAAGAAUACGAUGAAGAAGCCGCCAACGCAGCACUAGUAGCAGACCCCUGGACCGACGACGAAGAAAUCGGUCUUUUCAAAGGCUUGAUACGUUGGAAACCUACCGGCAUGCAUAAACAUUUUCACCUGUUGGCGUUGCAUCAGCAUUUAUUGUCGAAUGGAUAUAUCCAUCCCAAAGCACCACAUACACGGAUUGCUGGCAUCUGGGCUAAACUACACGAUCUCUACGACUUGGAAGCGCUGGAUGAACGCGAAGAUGCCAAUGCGGCUCCUUGGUCAACCUCUGAGGAUGAAGAUGAGGAAGAAGAUGAAAAGGAUGAAUUGGGGGAUGAUGAGGAUGAGCCGGAACGUCAGAACGAUACCGAGUUUGAACUUCCCGACGAAGAGUUUGGAGGCUUGAUCUGGCGUGCGAGGUUCCCAGAUUCUGAGGACGACGAGGAAAGGGAUAGCUCACCGCCAUUGGACGAAGAUUUGGUCCCUAGACCCGACAGUCCUCCCGUGCGGUUUACACCGAGUUUCGAGAUUGCCUUGGAGGAACAGACUCCUUCGACGAGGGCCUCAAAGUCAAAAUCAGCAGCGUCUGUAAAGGGAAAGGGGGCCAAGCCGUCACUCAACACUAGGCGGUCGAGUCGAGUGGCCGACAGUGUCGAUCCUGACGACGAUGGGAACGAAGAGGAGGAAGAGGGCAGUGAGGGCGAUGAAGGAAGUGAGCAGGAGAGCAUGGCUAGUGGCACACCUGCACCCAAGGUUGCAAAGUCAAAGGGCAAGAGAAAGGCCCCUGCUGCGAAGCCCAGGGCUAGCAAGCGCAGGAGAUAGACGUUGCGGAACUGUCAUUGAUGUCGUUUGGUUUAUUGUUUAUUCGUCCUAAGAUACCCAUGUUUUUAUCGACCUUGUUCUUUACUUUUGAUCUUUGAUGAAAUCUCAACCUCUCAAGUUCCAC